This is a messenger RNA of Peronospora matthiolae, 1173 nucleotides long. The record is from the annotation of a GenBank genome assembly. Lineage: Eukaryota; Oomycota; Peronosporomycetes; Peronosporales; Peronosporaceae.
AUGCGACUUCGCGGUGUGUUUCGUGCAGCCAAGCUGCCCAACGGACAACGCGCCAUUGGCACAAAAUGGGUGUUCAAGAUCAAGUGCAAGGCGGAUGGGUCAAUCGAGAAGUACAAGGCACGACUUGUGGCCAAGGGUUUCCGCCAAAAGUAUGGCAUCGACUACACGGAGACGUUUUCGCCUGUGGUCAAGUAUGUGACGCUGCGAAUGGUGAUCGCAAUUUCCAAGCAUUUUGGAUGGCCCAUCGACCAGCUUGAUGUGGUGACAGCUUUCCUGUAUGGCGUCAUGAAGGAACAAGUGUUCUGCGUGAUUCCUGAAGGCGUCGAACUUGACAGUACGUUCGACUGCCUGGAAUUGGUGAAGUCAAUUUACGGCCUCAAGCAAGCGUCGCGAGUGUGGAACGAGACGUUCGACGAGUAUGUGUGCUCCAUCGGAUUUCAAGUAUCGGACUUCGACCCAUGUCUCUACAUCAAGACUUCGGACGGCCAUUGCGUGUUUAUACUGGUCUACGUGGACGACGUCUUGGUGACUGGAAGCUCGCUCGAGCUGAUUGCACAAACCAAGAACGACCUGAAGACGCGGUUCGAAAUGACGGACAGCGGCAAGUGUGCGUUUGUUCUUGGGAUCGAGCUUUUGGACGGUGAAGAUGGCAGUGUGACACUAUGUCAGCGUCGGUAUGUCGAUGAUAUCCUCAAGCGCUUUGGCAUGGAUGAUUGCAAGGCAGUCGCAAGUCCAGUCGACAUGAGCUCUCGACUUGUUUCAAGUGAUGCAACUACCAAGGUCGAUGCUCCUUUUCGCGAAGCUGUUGGUGCGUUGAUGCACCUGACCACUGCAACGUGUCCGGACAUUGCGUUUGCUGUGGGCUAUGUGUCGCGGUUCAUGGAAAAUCCCCAAGAAGAACACUGGGUUGCAGUUAAGCGUAUCUUUCGCUACCUACAAGGCACCAAGACGCAUGGAAUUUGCUACAAGCCAAGUGCAAGGAUCGACUUCCGUGGAUAUUCGGAUGCGGAUUGGGCUGGUGAUCUUACCGACCGCAAGUCAACAUCGGGGUACACGUUCAUGCUACUCGGUGCGCCAGUCAGUUGGGGCAGCAAGAAGCAGCCAAGUGUUUCGUUGUCCACGAGUGAAGCCGAAUACAUCGCACUCAGCUUGGCGAUUCAAGAGGGCAAGUGA